Molecule: messenger RNA, 3865 nt
Organism: Notolabrus celidotus (New Zealand spotty)
Lineage: Eukaryota; Metazoa; Chordata; Actinopteri; Labriformes; Labridae
Gene: gucy1a1
Product: guanylate cyclase 1 soluble subunit alpha 1
Exons: 9
Coding region: 610-2748 (712 amino acids)
Biological process (GO): response to oxygen levels; cGMP biosynthetic process
Cellular component (GO): guanylate cyclase complex, soluble
Molecular function (GO): heme binding; guanylate cyclase activity
Source: RefSeq, a predicted model, not a curated record
CUUUGCUAUUUUUUUGUAUGUAUUUUCUUUUAAUUGUGCAAACAAAUAAACAUAAACAUAAACAUAAACAUAAACACACCUUUGAGCACAUGAGGCAUAUACACUUGACUUCCCAUGUGGACAUAUAGCACAUUCUGUAUAAUUUCUUGUUUUCUUGUUUAUGUUAGUGCCAUUUCACAUGAUGGGACCCAGUCCAAAUGCAUUUCUAAAUAAGAAAAAAGUGCAUUGCAUGCGGGGACUCGACUGGAAAUAAUUUCUCCUUGCUGAUAGGUUGUUGAGCUGCACCAGCCCUCACUUGCGCAUGGAUUGGCCUACUGCUCUUUUUUUUCUCCACUUUCUCAUUGGCUUUUGGCACUGAUAGUUCCCUGCCAUCAUUUGCGCGUGCAGUUUUCAAUGAAUAUUGUAUGUAGGCUCUCAGCUUUGGGUGCUCAUCAUUUGAAUCAGCGCGUCGAGCCGGAGGAGGAAGGCACCCUGGAUGAGCAGAGCACCAGAUGAUGGAAUUUCUCCCGGAGACCGCAGCAGCUGCUCGACCAACACUGUCUCCCCCCUCCUCCGAGAAUAGAUAAGAGAGACAGAAGAGCAGGGGAGAUUGUUAACAGCGAGGGAAAGAUGUUCUGCGCGAAGCUGAAGGAGCUGAAGAUAGCAGGAGAGUGCCCGUUCUCCAGCGGCGCCCAAAAUAAUCAGCUCGGAGACUUUGAGGAGCGCUCAACUGACGCCGCGGAUUUAUUGCCCAUUUCUAAGGACGUACCUGGAAAAGCAGGAGAGGAUCUUUCUCAACAAAAGACCAGCAGAGCCAAAGUUAACCUGCACACACUUGGGGACAGCAUCCGAAAAUUGGCAUGUCCUGAGUUUCAGAGGCUGCAUACUGCCCUCCAACGAAUGAUGAGACUGUCAGAUCACAGCAGGGACUCUGAAAGUCAAAUGCCUUGCUGUACAGAUUAUCAGAGCUGCAAAGAUGACCCAGGUCAUUUGGCUGAAAUGAUGAACGCUUACUCAACCAAAACAGAAAUCCAGAUGGAAGCCGUGAAAGUCGCUCUCGGUGAGGAGCUCUUCAACAUGUGCUACGAGGAAGACGGACACAUUUUGAGGGUGGUGGGGGGUGCUCUUCACGACUUCCUCAACAGCUUCAACGUCUUGUUGAAACAGAGCAGCCCGCCGCCCAACCUGGACAGAGAGCAUUGUGUAAACGAACCUUCAGUCUUGUGCUUAGAUAAGGAUCUGGGUCUGCUUACUGUCUAUUUCUUCAACCCCCGCUCGACCACUGAGCUCUUUUUCCCCGGUGUCAUCAAAGCUGCUGCCCGCCUGCUCUAUAACACCACAGUGGAUGUGUUGAUGGAACCCCCCGCAGCCAAAGACAGCAUCCUGCAGUCCAGCCCGCAGCCCAAUCUUCUGUACACAGUUGUAGUCAAGGAUGCUAAAAACCUGAGCCCUAGUCCUCUGCGGGCGACCUCAGCGGGGACCCUUCCUACCUCUCUGUUCUCCACCAUAUUCCCCUUCCACCUGAUCCUGGACCCAGACAUGAUUCUGGUUCAAAUAGGACACGGGCUUAGGAAGAGACUGAGCAGGAAGGACGGCCUGAGGCGGCCUGCUACCUUCCAAGAACACUUCAUCAUUGUCUCCCCACAGAUCAAAUGUACCUUUCAGAGUAUCCUGACCAUGCUCAACACACAGUUCAUCAUCCGGAUCAAGCAUGGAUGCUCCUCCACAGAUAACACAGGAAAGCUAAUGGACCUCAAAGGUCAAAUGAUCUACGUGCCAGAGUCAAACGCCAUCUUGUUCCUGGGCUCCCCAUGUGUGGACAAGCUGGAGGAGCUGACAGGCCGUGGCCUCUAUCUGUCGGACAUCCCCAUCCAUAACGCACUGCGGGACGUUGUGCUUGUUGGUGAACAGGCCAAAGCACAGGACGGGUUGAAGAAACGUCUAGGGAAGGCCAAGGCAGCACUGGAGCAUGCUCACCAAGCUCUGGAGGAGGAGAAGAAGAAGACGGUGGAUCUCCUCUUCACCAUCUUCCCCGGCACUGUGGCGCAGCAGCUGUGGCAGGGCCAAACUGUACAGGCCAAGAAGUUUGAACGAGUUACGAUGCUCUUCUCUGACAUUGUGGGCUUUACGUCUGUGUGCUCACGCUGCACUCCGAUGCAAGUGAUCACCAUGCUAAAUGAGCUGUACACCCGGUUUGACCACCACUGUGGAGAGCUUGAUGUUUACAAGGAUGAAGAGCAUGUCGGAUUGCAAAGGAAUUCUGAUGGAUAUCCUCUUCACAUUUGUAAUUUAACUCAAGGGGUGGAGACGAUCGGUGACGCUUACUGUGUUGCUGGAGGUUUACACAGGGAGAGUGAGACGCAUGCUGUCCAGAUUGCCCUCAUGGCCUUAAAGAUGAUGGAGGUUUCAGACGAUGUUAUGACCCCAACAGGAGAACAAAUACAGAUGCGUAUUGGCCUCCACACCGGUUCAGUCCUGGCUGGUGUAGUUGGGGUGAAGAUGCCACGCUACUGCCUUUUUGGAAACAAUGUCACACUGGCCAACAAAUUUGAAUCUGGCAGCCAACCCAGAAAAAUCAACAUCAGCCCGACAACCUACAGACUGCUGAAGGAUCGUCCAGAGUUUGUCUUUGUUCCCAGGAGCAGACAGGAGCUUCCGGCCAACUUCCCGGAGGACAUCCCUGGUGUUUGUUACUUUUUAGAGGCGUCCUUCACAACUUCAGAACCGACUGAAAAAAGUGAAGCCCUUGCAGAGCCACAAAAAUGUUAAAACAUAAAUGUAUCUAGUGAACACAGUGCCAACACCUUGUGUACUUUGGUCUCAGUUGUUUAGAUAUUGAUGAAAUCGUUUAUGUGUCAAACUUUCGCAGCUUUUUGAUUACAGAGAUGUCAGUUUGCUGUAAACUUGAGUGUCUUCUCGGUACAAUAAUCCAUUUAUGCAGAUGUAGCAGAGACAAAAACUCACUUCCUUUACUUUUCUUCCACAAUGAGCCAUCUAGGAUAUCUCAUAUGUAACACAAAGUGUCUAUAUAUAUGCUGUUAAUGGCUAAUUUUGAGACUGUUUUGUUCAUUUCCACAGUUAUAAGCUUUACAAUAUUUAAAACAAGUAGUUAAUGUGGCCCAUUUUUCAAAAAUGUUCUGUAGUGUCUGGUAAGUUAAGAAUUAGAAAAAUAUCAUCUUCUUUCAUAAUGUGGAUAUGAAACAGAAAAACAUUUUGGAUGUUGAUCCUAAAUGUGAUGUGGCUAAAUAUAGUAGCUAAUUUAAUUAUGGUUGUUUUCUGUAAAUAUUUACUUGGCUCAUCCACACCUGUCCAGACAAGGUACCUACUUAAGCACCGUGGCCUGUUGGUACAAUAGGAGGAGUCAAGAUUAAAACUGAGGUUAACAAAUAAUUAAUGCUAAAGUUAAGUUAAUAUGAAAGCUUUAAAGACUAAGCAGACAAACUUAUUGAGCUGAGAUUCAGCCCUGUAUUUGAAUAAUGUAUGUAGAGCAGAUUAAGGUGCCUUAUGGAUACUGUACAGGCGGGAUCAAUAAUGUCAAAAAGUAAUUAUAUGUUUAUUUUUACUGCUUUUUGUUUCUUUGGAUAUGGAUCAAUAUGAAUUUACUUCUUCCAGAGUUCUGUGGUUCCUGCUCAGUAUAUAUUUGUAAUAACAUGUUACUCAAACUUCCAUUUGUUAGACAUGAAGCAUUCCAAGAUUGCAUAUUCCUAUAAUACAAGUGAUACAAAUGUAUUUUUUACUUUUUCCACUGUACACAUGUUUAUAAUAUAUUUAUUACAUUAGUUUUAAUGCACACCUUUGCUAUAAAACAGGAAUACAACACAACAAGAAUCCAAUGAAUGUUCUAUAUUAUCACUCAUAAUGAUGUGUUUGAAUCAUUACUGAAAUG